AUUUUAACCUCUCUUCAGGCAAACGUGCGCUUCGGCCCCCUGCGCAUGCGUGUACUGUGGCCAGAGCCCGCGAUCUUGCCUGACAAAGAAACAAGUCGUGGCUGGAUGGAAUCCUACUAGCGUAUGUGGCCGAGAGGGCCCGAGACUCCCCAACACUUCGGAGAUAGUCGAAAUCAGCAUCCGAACCAUCGAAUCCCACAAAACUGUGCGUUUAUCUGCUGUAGGGCUUCCGGAUGGUCCCCGAAAAUUUAGCAGUUACAAGGUGUUUAGUUACAUAAGCGCUUUUUGGUAGCAUGGAGUUUGGAGCAGAUCGGAGUUAUAAAGGAGUUCAAGUUAUAUUUAAUCACAUCCUUAGGAGACACAUCAGACUUUUUACCAUCAAGUGACAUCAACAACAUUUUCCACUGGUUAAACUGCCUGGAUUUUGGAGAUUCCACAUCCCCGAUGUCGGCAACCCCUCCCUGCCCGCCGCCGGGAUCACCUUCACCAGAUGGCCAAGAGGUCCAAUUGUUAUUGAAUACGGAACAAGAGAUUAUAACCUCAGUUGGGCUUAUGAAGUUAAUAAUAAAACCCUGGACGAUCUCAUCUACUUCUACAAAGGAUCCACGAGAGUCGGUACUUUAAGAAUCUCAACAAGGCAGGUGACCAUGUUUGGCGGUUUCGCGUCUUCUCAUAACAUUAGCACAACUGAUCAGGCGACUCUGAUCAUCAAGAAUGCGACUCUGUCUGAUGCGGGAAACUACUCGGUGGAACUUACUGACGCAGACGACGGGACUACUUAUAUCAUGAGCGUUGUCGUGAACGUUCAAGCUGUGAUGAAGUUCACUGGCUGGCCGAGUAGUCCUGUCACUAUUCCAUACGGUACAGAAAACCAUCCCCUAAAAUGGACCUAUUUGGUGGAAGGAAAAAAUCUAGAUGAUCUCAUCUACUUCUACAAAAAAACCACGAGAAUGGGUUCUCUGAGAAUCUCAACAAGGCAGGUGACUAUGUUUGGCGGUUUCAAUUCUUCUCAUGACAUCAGCACAACUGAUCAGGCGACUCUGAUCAUCAAGAAUGCGACGAUGUCUGAUGCGGGGAACUACUCGGUGGAACUUACUGACGCGACCGAUGGGACGAAGUACAUUAAAAGUGUCAUCGUCAGGGUAGAAGAAUUUAUCAAGUUUACCAGUUCACCAAGCUCCCCCGUAACAGUUGAAUACGGGAAACUAAACCACAAGCUCAAGUGGAGCUAUCUGGUUGGUGGAAGAAGCCUGGAAGAUCUCAUCUACUUCUUCAAAGGAUCCACGAGAGUCGGUUCUUUAAGAAUCUCGUCAAGGCAGGUGGCCAUGUUUGGCGGUUUCGCGUCUUCUCAUGACAUCAGCACCACUGAUCAGGCGACUCUGAUCAUCAAGAAUGCGACGAUGUCUGAUGCGGGAAACUACUCGGUGGAACUUACUGACGCGACCGAUGGGACGACGUACAUUAAAUCUGUCAUCGUUAGAGUAGAAGAAAUUCUAAAGAUCACCAGCUGGCCCCAAAGUCCCGUUAAUAUAACAUACGGGGCGAUAGAUUAUCUUCUCAAGUGGACCUAUGUGGUGGGAGGACGAAGCCUGGAUGAUCUCAUCUACUUCUACAAAGGAUCCACGAUAGUCGGUUCUUUAAGAAUCUCGUCAAGGCAGGUGGCCAUGUUUGGCGGUUUCGCGUCUUCUCAUGACAUCAGCACAACUGAUCAGGCGACUCUGAUCAUCAAGAAUGCGACGAUGUCUGAUGCGGGGAACUACUCGGUGGAACUUACUGACGCGACCGAUGGGACGACGUACAUUAAAAGUGUCAUCGUCAGGGUAGAAGCAUUCAUAAAGUUCAGAAUCUGGCCGAGCAGUCCUGUCACAAUAACACAAGGCACGCAGAACUACCAGCUCAAGUGGACUUACUUGGUGGGAGGGAGAAACCUGGAAGAUCUCAUCUACUUCUACAAAGGAUCCACGAGAAUAGGUUCUCUGAGAAUCUCAACAAGGCAGGUGACCAUGUUUGGCGGUUUCGCGUCUUCUCAUGACAUCAGCACAACUGAUCAGGCGACUCUGAUCAUCAAGAAUGCGACGAUGUCUGAUGCGGGGAACUACUCGGUGGAACUUACUGACGCGACCGAUGGGACGACGUACAUAAAAUCUGUCAUCGUCAGAGUAGAAGGAUUUGCAUCCUUCACAAGUUCCUUCAAUAACCCAGUGUACAUCUUGAAAGGAACUCUGAGUUCUCUAAAAUGGACGUACAGAACGACGGAGGCGAUUGAUCGAGUCGUGUUCUGGAAAGAUGGUGUCCAGAUCGGAGAGCUCUCAAACAAUACUAAGCUCAUUCGUCAAGGGUUCGGAUCGUCUCUGGACAUUAGUGAAUCUGAGCAAGCGACACUGAUUAUCAAAAACGCGACACAAUCUGAUGAAGGGGUUUAUCAAUGCGAGAUUAUAGACAUUAAUCAAAACACUUACAAACAAAACGCCACAGUGAAGUUUACAGUGCCAUUGGUUGUUCGUUCCAAUGGUAACGUCACAGUGAACGAAACCGAGUCAACGGUAUUAUCUUGCUCCGUCUCUGAGGACGUUGCUCCUCCCCCAAGCGUCACGUGGUCUCGUGAUGGACAGCAAAGAGGUGCUGGUGACAGCUUGACUAUCUCUAGCGCUGGUAGAGCGGACACGGGUAGCUACCGAUGCACGGCGAGGUCUGGUAACCAGCCAGUAGUGAGCGAUGACGUGUACCUGAACGUACAGUAUAAAGCUACAAAUGUAACCUUGAGGUCUUCAACAUACAUAACGUGUGUCAAUCAAGAGGUAGCCCUAAGCUGUACCGGGACAUCCAACCCCUCGCCCUACUCAUACGACUUUGUUAUCAACGAGAAGACCUACACCAGCAAUACGGGCACCCUUACCCACAAUCCCACAGCAGCAGGGGUGAUGCAUGUCACAUGUGUACCGCAGAACCGCGCGGGACCUGGGGAGAACGCCACGGUAGAAGUUCUGAUCAAAGCUCCCCCAAUGAUCACAAGGCCAACGCCAUCACAAACAGCAGUAGAGGGAGCAAAUGUAACCCUGGUGUGCGACGCGACGGGCUCCAGUCCUCUAAACACCACGUGGCUUAGGGAUGGCAGGAUUGUGGCUUCAGGAGAAAAUUUAUUGAUUCCCAGCAUAGGUCGUGACGAGGAGGGGGAGUAUGUCUGUCAGGCCGAGAACUCCUGCUCAGCAGCAAACUCAACAGCACAAAUUCAAGUGGACUUCAAACCUGAGAACCUAUCCCUGACCUUGACCCCAAGCAUCCACCGCGCAUGUCAAGGACAGAGCGUGCAAGUCACGUGCUCAUCAAAGGCUAAACCAGCAGCCAAUCACAGCCUGUAUCUCAAUGGUGAGAUUAUUGCUCAUUCAGUCUCUGGGGGUUUGGGAUCUACCGUAAGACUCAACAAUUCCGGGUCCAACGUGCUUAGAUGUGACGCGCAAAAUAAGGCAGGGAGCGACACGGAGACAAUUAAUUCCAUAGAAAUCGAGGGAAUACCAGUAAUAACUUCUAAACAGUCAUCACUCACAUUCAACAAUGGAGGCCAGGCCUUUCUCCACUGCAACGCCACAGGUUACCCAACACCUAAUGUCACCUGGAUCAGACUCGGCGAUGGUCGGCAAUGGCUCGGGUCGCCGAUUGUUUUCUCUAAUAUUUCCCGAGGAGACGAAGGCGUUUACCGAUGCACGGCAAGUACUGGGGACGAGUGUAGGAAUGCUACUCUAGAUGUUGACGUCAUCAUUGAUAUCAAACCUGAGAACCUAUCCCUGACUUUGACCCCAAGCAUCCACCGCGCAUGUCAAGGACAGAGCGUGCAAGUCACGUGCUUAUCAACGGCUAAACCAGCAGCCAAUCACAGCCUGUAUCUCAAUGGAGAGCUUAUUGCUCAUACAGUCUCUGGGGGUUUGGGAUCUACCGUAAGGCUCAACAAUUCCGGGUCCAACGUGUUUAGAUGUGACGCGCAAAAUAAGGCAGGGAGCGACACGGAGACAAUUGAUUCCAUAGAAAUCGAGGGAAUACCAGUAAUAACUUCUAAACUGUCAUCACUCACAUUCAACGAGGGAGACCAGGCCUCUUUUCAUUGCAACGCCACAGGUUUCCCAACACCUAAUGUCACCUGGAUUAGACUCGGCGAUGGUCGGCAAUGGCUCGGGUCGCCGAUUGUUUUCCCAAAUAUUUCCCGAGGAGACGAAGGCGUUUACCGAUGCACGGCAAGUACUGGGGACGAGUGUAGGAAUGCUACUCUUGAUAUUGAUGUCAUCAUUAAUACUAAACCAAAAGAUACUAUUCUCACAAAAUCAAUCGGGUCAGCGGUGUGCGUCAAUAGCUCCAUGCGUCUGAGUUGCAUCUCCACCUCCAAGCCUGCUGCUACUAAGUUCACAUUUUACAAAGACAACGUUGAAAUCGCAAACACGUCCUCGGGGAAUAUCACGGUCACCCUGUCGACCCAGGGAACCCACCAGUUCACCUGCGUCCCAGAAAACGUAGCGGGGACUGGGGAAAAUGCAACAGUUACUGUGUUAGUGAAAGGAGUACCAGUUAUUACAUCUAAAAAAACAUCACUUACGUUCAACGAGGGCGAAUCAGCUACUCUCAACUGCAACGCAACAGGGUACCCAACACCCGAAGUGACAUUGAUUCGACUCGAGGACGGUCGGCAGUGGUUCGGCUCGCAGAUUGUAUUCCAAAACAUUUCCCGAGAGUACGACGGAGUGUAUCGAUGUGUGGCGAUUUCUGGGGCCGAGUGUAGGAACGUUACUCUUGAUGUGCACGUCAGCGUGAACUCUAAACCUGAAAACACAUCGCUAAUAAAGUCCGUUGGGUCAGCGGUGUGUGUCAAUAGCUCCAUGCGCCUAAGUUGCACCUCGGCCUCCAAGCCUGCUACCACAAAAUUUACGUUUUACAAAAACGGAGUUGAGAUCGCCAACACAUCCUCGGGAAAUAUCACGUUCACCCUGUCUACACAGGGCACCCAUCGGUUCAGCUGCGUCCCAGAAAACGUAGCAGGGACUGGUGCGAUUGCUACAGUUACCGUGUUGGUGAAAGCUCCGCCCGUCAUAGCACCGUUUACAGCAUCCCAGUUCACCGUCAACGAGACAUCAGAUUUCUCUCUUCACUGUGACGUCACAGGUUCUCCACCAGUGAACAUCACGUGGUCUAGACAUGGGGAGCCACUGCUGGUGCAGGGGGCGUGGCUAAAUAUGACGUCAGUCACUCCUGUACACGAGGGCGUGUACACGUGCAGAGCUGAUAACGGAGACGAGUGCGCGUCACAUGAACGAUCUGUGCAGAUUGCUGUCAACUUUAAACCAAGAAAUACCACCCUCUUGACCAAUGCUAGUGACGUGACGGUCCUACAAGGCAAGAGCUUAGCCCUUUCCUGUGAGUCACGCUCCAAACCAUCCUCUUGUGAUUUCACCUUCUACCAAGACGACGUGGCACUCGUCACCUUGCCUGGUAUUUGUGAAGAGGGUAGCGUGACGAGUCACGUGAUCAACAGUGUCCGGGGCUGCGGAAAUACUACAUUCGCGUGUCUUUCCAAAAACAUGAUUAGCGAAGGAUCCUGGUCGAACAUCACACUUGAGAUACAGGAUCCACCAACAACUGCCAUCAGCCCAGACGCAGAUAGAACCCUUAACAUUGGGGAUAAUCUUCAGUUGAACUGCUCCGCCACAGGGUGCCCAAUACCUACACUCACGUGGUUGAAAGGAUCACAAAUCAUUGCUAGAGGGCGUGGCUUCGCUCUGCCAAUCAACAUCUCGAAUGCACAGCUGAGUGACGAGGGUGAAUACAGAUGCAUAGCGGAUAAUGGAGUCAGCGGAGGUCAUCCACGGCAGCAGAUAAGGGUGUUUGUCAACAAACCUGACAACAUAUCCCUGACCUUGAGCCCAAGCAUCCACCGCGCAUGUCAAGGACAGAGCGUGCUAGUCACGUGUUCAUCGACGGCUAAACCAGCAGCCAAUCACAGCCUGUAUCUCAAUGAGGUCAAGAUAGGUCAGACAGUCUCUGAGAAUUUGAGCCAGAGUGUGAGACUCAACAGUACCGGACCUAACAUGUUCAGAUGUGUCUCCCAAACUUCUACAGGGAGCGCCGUAAAUAUAACGCAUUCUAUAGAGGUAGAAGGAAUACCAGUGAUAACCUCCGAGCAAUCAUCCCACUCAUUCAACGAGGGAGACCAGGCCUCUCUCUACUGCAACGCCACAGGUUACCCAACACCUAACAUCAACUGGACUCGACUAGGAGAUGGUCGGCAGUGGUUCGGCUCGCCGAUCCUUUUUCCGAAUAUUUCCCGAGGGGAGGCAGGGGUUUACCGAUGCACUGCGAGCACUGGGGAUCAGUGUAGGAAUGCUACUCUCGACGUUAACGUCAUUGUCAAAUCAUCCUCUCAGAUUGUCUCAGUAUCUGUACAACCUGCGCUGACCCAAGUCCGCAAAAACGAGACCGUUACACUAGAGUGCAUCACUUCCCUCCCCUCCCCCCACGUGACGUGGUUUGACGUCCAAGGAGUAGUUAUUGGUAACCAGUCCUCACUCGUGUUUGUCGCUACGAACACUAGCAGUGGCGUCUACACAUGCGCGGUCCGUUCUACCGCCGGACGUACCGUCAACUCAAGUGCUGUAGUCUUAGUGCAAAGUCCAGUCUACACGGUAUACUGCAUCAUAAAGCUUCCCAAUGAGACUUUCCAAGGAGCGCUGAGUGACCCGACCUCUGACUUGUACAAGAACCAAGCGGCGUAUUACCAAAUUCUGCUUUCAGGGUGGUUUGAAGAGUAUGCUAACAACACAGGCGUAGCUAACGUCACUGUCACAGGAUUUGGGAAUGGUAGCCUGGUGGUGGAGUUUACGCUGACCAUGCUGGCGUACGCACGUGACCCUCUGUUACCUCUAAGGCUGGAGGCAGCACGGAACCGAGGCUACAUUAAUGGGACUCUCGUAGAUCUCAUCUAUUACUUCCCACUAGCGAUGCCUGUGCUGUAUAACAUCACACUCCAGACCCACGGCCUCGCUUUCAUUUGGGCGUACCCCAAGGCUCCAUUACUGGCCCAGUGUAAGGCUGACGUUAGUAGAUUACACGACGCUAGUGUUCAGCGGACUUGCGAAAUCGAGGGCUCCACUGGUAAACUGUCAUGCGCAGUUGACAGGCUGGAUCCUGGAAAGCGUCACGUGGUAUAUAUCACGUGUCGUAAUGAGUUCGGCUUCAAUAACAUUACCACGUACGCGAAGACGAUAGAUGUGGUGUCGUGCCCGCCCGAGGACGAGGUCAACCGUAUCAUCAUGGGUUUCGCCAUCGCGGGGGGUAUUCUCAUCUUCAUUAUCUUUAUGGUCGUUUGCUGUUACGCUUGCAGAGCUGAAGAUCGCAAAAAGGCGACAUACAGUCCAACCAAAAGGUUUAAAAAAGAAAUGCUCGAAAAUAAUGGCUACAGAGACGAUGACAUGUAAUAGGACUAGAGCGAGGAGAAUACACAGCCUUGCAGCCCGCGAACCCCGAUAGUAUGACGUCAUGGAAAGUAUGACUAAAUGGAUAUUAUGACGUCAUAUAUAGUGUAACUAAAUGGAUAUUAUGACGUCAUAUAUAGUGUGACUACAUGGAUAUUAUGACGUCAUAUAUAGUGUGACUACAUGGAUAUUAUGACGUCAUAUAUAGUGUGACUACAUGGAUAUUAUGAAAUCAUAUAUAGUAUGACUGCAUGGAUAUUAUGACGUCAUGGUGUCUCUUUAAAUUGCAUUUUGCUCUCAGUGGCGUCCUUAUCGCCAAAGCCCAUUGAUAAUGACGAGUCUCUGUAGUAGCCAAACCACAGUACUUAAUCUGAAAGGAUCGGUGAGGCAUUACAUAAGAAGCGGCCAGGCCAAGUCCCGCGCGUUCUUAUCCGGGUUUGUGCUUGAGUUUCCUCUUGUCGGUUAGUGUUGUGACGUCACAGACAGUCACAGGCCUCACGGUUCUCCGGGUACAGAAAACCCGGAAAGGCGAGCGGCCAAAGUAGCGCGCGUCACAGUGAAUUAAAAUAGUUGCCAAGCAACAGUCAAUCUAUUAUGGCGUCUGUUUAUUGCACAAAUUGAAUAAUCAAAAAGCAUAUCUUGGAUUAUUUUACUUCAAUAAAGUAUUUUAUUCAUA
Molecule: messenger RNA, 8127 nt
Organism: Nematostella vectensis (starlet sea anemone)
Lineage: Eukaryota; Metazoa; Cnidaria; Anthozoa; Actiniaria; Edwardsiidae
Product: hemicentin-1
Exons: 32
Coding region: 648-7454 (2268 amino acids)
Biological process (GO): cell-cell adhesion
Cellular component (GO): cell-cell junction
Molecular function (GO): cell adhesion molecule binding
Source: RefSeq, a predicted model, not a curated record